UUACUACCACUUGACCAAAUUAAUCCAGCUAAGACCCCUGGACAUGAUAUCAACCAAAAACUUUGUUAUAAAAUAUAAUGAUAUUUUUACAAAAUUCUUCUUCUCUUUAUUUGUAGAAAGUGAUACAGAAAAAAAGGAAGGGAGAGCAACAAACCUUUUGGAGCAAGUCAUAGGUUAAAAGCCCCAUUGCUUUUUCUUCCAUCACUUUCAUUCCUCUCUUCUCAUUCUUUCAGACUGACUUUGAGAGAGAGAGAGAGAGAGAAUUUAACAGAUCUUGCUCAGAUCUUUUUAUACCUUCUUAAAAAAUCGAUAUUAUAGAGAAACUCUCUCUCUAUAUAUAUCUUGAAGAUUCUGAAGAGAUGGGAAACUACUACUCUAGAAGAAAAUCUCGAAAACACAUCACGAGUGUUGCCUUGAUCAUGCUUCUUCUUCUUUUGUUUCUGUUUCUUUACGCUAAAGCUUCUUCUUCUUCUUCCCCUAAUAUUCAUCACCAUUCACCUCAUGGAAGCUUGAACAAACCUGAAAUUUUGGAUCCAGAGCUUCAUCAUCUUGAUUCCAAUGCUGCGUCAAGAGGAUCAAGAUAUACCAAUAAAGUCGGGGAUGAAGUUGUAUUUGAAGAUGGCAAGAGAAGGGUCUUCACAGGUCCUAAUCCUUUGCACAAUAGAUAACUUUUUUUUGCAUUUAUAAGUUUUGUGAAUCUUUUGUCGUCUGAAUAAAAUACAUUUGUGCAAACAAAAAGAACCAUAUAUUAUUUUCUUCUUACACUGAUAUACAUUAUAUCGUCGUACGUGAUCUGCCGUGAUUGUAACUUCUGUGUUCUUCUAGCUGGCGGAAUGAGAUUUUUAAGAGUGUUGGACAACAAGUC
Molecule: messenger RNA, 865 nt
Organism: Camelina sativa (false flax)
Lineage: Eukaryota; Viridiplantae; Streptophyta; Magnoliopsida; Brassicales; Brassicaceae
Source: RefSeq, a predicted model, not a curated record